CACAUCAGUUAAAGCACAAACCUGCAGCGCCCUCAUGGUUUUCAUCCCAACUUGCUGUAGAUGAGUCGUGCUGCUUUUUGAGUCAGACAUGGGGCUCAAGCUUGUUUUGAAGGUUUCCUGCAUUUGUUUCCUGCUUUUCAGCAGUGGAUCUUGUUUCCCUCAAACAAUGAAAGGGCAAACUAGUCCAGCUGUAACUGCCAGUGCUAGAAGUGCUGGCACUAACCCUGGACAUGAUGGCUCUACUGGAGAAGAGGCUGGUUCUGGCCCUGGACCUAAUGGUUCUACUGGAGGAGAACUCGAUUCUGGCCCUGAACACAAUGGUUCUGCUGGAGGGGAAGUUAGCUCUGCAGGAGGCUGGUCCUUUGACUCUGGCAGCUCCAAUGGAGGUGGAGUUGAUCCUGGAUCUGCUGGCUCCACUGCUGGAGGGGUUGGCCCUGGCAACUCUGCAGGAAGUUGGUCUUUUAUUCCUGGGAGCUCCACUGGGGUAGCAGUUGGCCCAGGAGGCUGGUCCUUCGGCCUUGGGAGCUCGAGUGGAGGAUGGGUUGGCCCUAGAAGCUCUCCAGGAGGCUGGUCCUUUGCUCCUGUUGGCCCCAUUGGAGAGGUUCGCCCAACGUGGUCUAAUGGUUAUUCAUUCCUUGGUGGUGUUCCUUAUCAAAAUUAUCCUGUAUUAAGUUCUUCUUUCCUUAACCACCCAUGGAACUGGAUGCCACCACGUCCCUUCCCUGACUUCAAUGCCUGGUCUACUUAUGAGGUGCCACUAGGUAUGGUUGCGCUGCUCCCUCAGGUACCUUCAUUGCCUUCGUCCCAUCUUGUCCAGACUGGAACUGGCUACCAGCGAGGAAGAGAAGUACUUUCUCACGCCAAAUAUUCUAAUAAUAUCUUGGGCCACCAUCCUCUGAGUCCUGUACUGCCACAGUACCCAAGACGUGCGAGUGGAUUUCAAGGGAUAAAAGUCUAAUGAGGUGAAACUAAAGAGCAUGUAUCUGCUUUCAAGAAGCCUUUUGGAUAUGGAAUAAAGACUUUAAUAAAGCUGAGUGUUCUGUGCAUUUGAUUGUAA
This is a messenger RNA of Maylandia zebra (zebra mbuna), 1057 nucleotides long. The record is from RefSeq and is a predicted model, not a curated record. Lineage: Eukaryota; Metazoa; Chordata; Actinopteri; Cichliformes; Cichlidae.